Molecule: messenger RNA, 3752 nt
Organism: Oryza sativa Japonica Group (Japanese rice)
Lineage: Eukaryota; Viridiplantae; Streptophyta; Magnoliopsida; Poales; Poaceae
Product: probable leucine-rich repeat receptor-like protein kinase At1g68400
Biological process (GO): protein phosphorylation
Molecular function (GO): ATP binding; protein kinase activity; protein binding
Source: RefSeq, a predicted model, not a curated record
GCGAGUAGUCAUAGUCGCGUGAAAUGCAUGAUAUAAUGUACUAGUAUUGUAUAUUGAAUAUUAAGCUAUUUCUCUCUCUACAGGUUUAUGGGAAUGGUAUCUGUCUAAGGGCCCCUUUGAAUCGUAGAAUGAAAAAAACGGAGGAAUAGGAAAAACAUAGGAUUCUAAUAGGAAUGUAAAUGUAAAACAGAUGAUUGCAAAACAUAGGAAUGAUCGUUUGAUUGGACCACAGGAAAAACACAGGAAUCGGAUGAGAGAGAUAUACUCAAAGAAUUUUUACCAAGAGGUUGGACCUCUCGCUAAGUUUCCUUUAAAACCUAUAUGCAACAAGCCAUUCCAUAGGAAUUUUGUAGGAUUUGAAAAACUCAAAUCCUUUAAAUCAAAGGGCUACAUAGUAAAAUUUCCUGUAGCAUUUCAAUCCUAUGAAAUUCCUUUAUAAUUCCUUUGACUGAAGGGCCCUUAAUAUUUGUGCAUGCCCUGAAGGCUGAAGCUGCUGCUCACUGCAGGAAGCCAGGAAGGCCCCCAGCUGAAGGCCAGACCAAUGAGACCAGUGAGCCAACAUAUGGUGACAGAAAAAAAUUACUCCUUUUCCCCAAGUAAAUUAAAUAUACAUGGGGCAGAGGCGCAGAGCCAUGCAGCAGCAGCAUCGCCCGGCCGCCCGGCCAUGUUCUGCUCGCUCGUUCAGACUGACGCUCGGAUAAGCAAAACAAGCACCGAUCACCCACACCCAUCUCCCGGCCAUUUCUGCUCGCUCUCUCAGAUACUACACGCAAAACAAGCACCAAUAACCCAGUAGGAAACAGGGUUUACGUUACUGUCUCGCGUCGUUUCUACGGUUACCAGCUUACUACGGGUACGAUAAUAUAAAUACUACGGUAACCUCCUUAAAUUCAAAUAAAUUAAAAAAAUAAUUUAAAUUUUUAAUAAAUUUUAUACGGUUUUUCAUGGUUACCGCGGUUAACACGUGGUAACCGUACUUACCGUCGGGACGCGGUAACCCCGGUCCCGGCGGUUUGGGAAACCUGACUAGGAAACGCUGAAGAAUUAGGUUUGCUUCGUUGCUGCAAUUAAUGGCAGAAAAGACACGAGCGCUACCGGCUUUAAGCAGAACCAUCCGUACGCGACUCCGGUGAAGGAAACUGUGAAUGCGUGAAAUCCUUUGGCUCCCGUGAAAACCAAGCACGGGCCGGUGCGCACGGGUGCGCAAAUGGGCUCACGCCGCACGCGACGCGCUCCGUCUCCUCUCCCCUCUCCCGCAGUCUCUUCCCCACGCAGCCACGCGCGCGCCCAUUAAUCGCUCACGCACUUGCACGUUGCACCAUCAACUCCUCUGCUCCCAGCUUCCUUGCUGGAUACACGAACAAAGUCCCGUUUGCUUCUGGGUAGAACACAACAAUGGCGCUGCGUUCUUCUGCUGCAUACUACUACAUGAACUAAUUUGCUUCUCCCUUACGUUCCGUUUGCAUCAUCUGCCUUGCACACACGCACGCACUACAAAAUGGCGUUGCGCGUGCUCUUCUUGAUGCUGUCGGCGUUCCCCGCGAGCUGCCUCGCCGUCGCUGCUCCGAUCAGUCCCGACGCCGUGCCAUUGCUCGCCUUCAAGUCGGCGUGCGCCGACCCUGCCGCCGCGCUCGUCUCCUGGACGGAGGCCUCCGACCCCUGCUCCGACAGGUGGCGUGGCAUCACUUGCCGGAAGCCUUCGCCUUCGCCGCCGCCGUCGUCACCUCCUCGCGUCCGUCGCGUUGUUCUCGAAGGCCUCCGCCUCGGCGGGGAUGCUGGAGCCGUCGCCGCGCUCGCUGGCCUCCCUAUGCUCUCGUUCCUUAGCCUCAAGAACAACUCGUUUACGGGCUCUCUCGGUGACGUCGACUUCUCCACCUUGGCGCCGCACCUCAAGCUCCUCUAUCUCUCCGGCAAUGGCUUCUCCGGGCGGUUUCCGGAGUCCGUGCUACGGCUUCGCCAUCUGCGCCGUCUCGACCUCUCUGGCAAUCGGCUUACCUGCACGAUUCCGCCGGAGAUAGGACACCGGCUCCCUUCUCUCCUGACGCUGCAUCUUGCGCGCAACUCGCUCGUCGGGCCCUUGCCGGCCUCGCUGGGAGCAAUGGCCAGGCUUGCCAAGCUCAACGUCUCCGGUAACCACCUCCAGGGCCGGAUCCCCAAGCGCCUCGCCGCCGUCUUCCCCGCGUCUUCGUUCACCGGCAACCCCGAACUUUGCGGUGCCCCUCUGCGCCGCCGGUGCAAUGAGCAGCUCCACAUGGUGUACGGCGGCGGCGGCAGCGGCGCUGACACGUCACACCAACCGAAGAGAGGGAGGAGGAGGAGCAAUGACCGGUGGAUGGUGGCGAUGAUCAUGGCGGCGGUGGGCGCAGCAGUGGCAUCGCUGGUCGCCGCGGCACUCUGCGGCGUACUGUGGCUGAAGAACAAGAAGCCGGAGAGGCCGCGCGCCAGCUCACGCACCAGCUCGAUGGCGCGGGAGGAGACGGUGCGCUUCGACGGCUGCUGCGUGGAGUUCGACGUGUGCACGCUCAUGCGGGGCGCCGCGGAGAUGCUGGGCAAGGGCGCGACGGCGACGACGUACCGCGUGGCCAUGGGAGGCGACAACGUCAUCGUGGACGACGCCAGCGUCGUCGAGGAGGGCAAGGCUGGCGAGGUGGUGGUGGUGAAGAGGAUGCGGCGGAGGGAAGGCGCGACCCGGGAGGACGAGCGGCGGAAGCGGAAGCUCGCGCGGGAGAUGGGCACGUGGCGGCACGCCAACGUCGUCAGCCUUCGCGCCUUCUACGCGUCGGCAGACGAGCUCCUCCUCGUCUUCGACUACGUCCCCAAUGGCAGCCUCCACAGCCUCCUCCAUGAGAACCGAGGACCGGCGCGUGUUCCACUGGAGUGGCAGACGAGGCUGAAGCUGGCGCAGGACGCGGCGCAGGGGCUCGCGUACCUCCACGGCGUGUCCGGCGGCAAGCUCGCCCACCGGCACCUCACCUCCUCCAACAUCCUCGUCGACGCCGGCGGCAACGCGCGCGUCUCCGACUUCGCCCUGCUGCAGCUGCUCGUCCCGGCCCCGGCGGCGGACGAGGCCGCGCAGAAGCAGGACGUGCACGCGUUCGGGGUCGUCCUGCUUGAGAUCCUGACGGGGCGGUCGCCGGAGGACGGCAACGUGGACCUGGCGCUGUGGGCGCGCACGGUGGUGCGCGAGGAGUGGACCUCGGAGGUGUUCGACGUGGAGCUGCUGCCGAGCAGGGGCGGCGCGGAGGACGAGAUGGUGGCGCUCCUCCAUGUGGCGCUGCUGUGCGUCGCCGACGACCCCGGCGAGCGGCCGAGGAUGGCGGUGGUGGCCAAGAUGAUCGAGGACAUCAGGGACAGGGGGAGCAAGAGGAGCAGGUACUCGGCGUCGCCGUCGCAGGUUGGCCACUCCUACGAGUCAUCCCCUUCCAUCUCGGAGGACACCACUAGGUCCACCAAUGCCUCAAGCUCUUGAAGCUGUGGUGACAGUUUCCAGCUUUCCUUCCCAAAAAAUCCAAUGGAUGUUGUUAACAAGAGGUGCUGCCGUUUAGAUGUUAGUUUUCUGCCAUCAUGAUUCUGUGGCAUGUGACAUGUCAGGUACCUGUGAUCAAUGGAAAUUAUCAACUCCUUUUGUUUUCUGUCCAACGAACGUAGACAGGGCCAAGUUUGUAUUACAAUUCAAACAUGCAGGGAAUAAGUUCCCUUUAGGUCCAUGAAUUUGUUGCCAAGUUUGAAAUUCAUCCUGAACUAUAAUAACA